CGAACAAGAGCCAUCGAAGCACCAAUUCAAGAUGAUCGGAAGUGUGUGUAAUAUGAGUGAAUGAAAAUGUGAAAAUAUAAACGAGGAUUAUACCAGAAUGGAAGUUAGUAAUGCUCAAUACUCAAUAGUCAAUGCCUCCACCUCGUUUGAAUUCUACCAUAAGCAUUCACAAGCUCUAGCAUGCGCAACCUCCCCGUCGAGGAGAGCUUUUUAUUUUCAUUUUUACUACUGACCUUAUCUUAUAAAAAAAAUAUAUCUACCUUGCCGAGCGAAAUAAUACAUAUAUUUUGUUUUACUCUUGCAUGAAAAAACAUACACGUAGAUGUCAUCUACAAACUCAAAUAACAGACAGGUAACAUGGGUUUCUCCAGAAAACAUAGAAUCAUCAAACUGGUCUUUUACAAUUAAAAAUUUCAUAGCUCAAGGGGCACCCAAACAAGCCCUUAAAUUUUACGCCAAUGUUAGAACUAACCAUAGUGUUAUAAUUGGUGUAGUCCCAUUACUUCUCAAAGCUUGCACUUCCCUUUCGAUGGUUUUUUAUGGCAGAGUUAUACAUUCAGAAUCACUGAAGAGUGGGGCAUUAUCUGAUGUAAUGGUGGGGACUUCAUUGAUUAGUAUGUAUGGGAAAUGUGGGUGUAUUUUAGAUGCACGUAAGGUGUUUGAUUGUAUGACUGAGAGAAAUGUUGUGUCGUGGAAUGCUAUGAUUGGUGGGUAUAUGAAGAAUGGUGACGCUGAAUCUGCUUCCGUUUUGUUUAAGGAAAUGCCGGCAAGAACGGAGGUUUCUUGGAUUGAAAUGAUUGAAGGGUAUGCGCGGAAAGGGGAUAUGGUUAGUGCUAGGUACUUGUUUGAUCAGGUUCCGUUAGAGGUUAAGAAUGUGGUGACUUGGACUGUUAUGGUUGAUGGGUAUGCUAGUAAUGGAGACAUGGCGGGUGCUAGGGAAGUAUUCGAGGCAAUGCCAUGGAGGAAUGUUUUCGUUUGGUCGUCUAUGAUUUGUGGGUAUUUCAAGAAGGGUGAUGUGCUGGAGGCUGAGAACGUUUUUAAUUUAAUUCCGGUUAGAAAUCUGGUACAUUGGAAUUCGUUAAUUUCUGGAUAUGCCCAAAAUGGCCAUUGUCGAAAAGCUUUGGAUGCAUUUACGAAGAUGCAAGUAGAUGGAUUCAAGCCGGAUGAAGUUACAUUGGUUAGCAUUUUAUCGGUUUGUGGUCAGUUAGGUUUGUUAGAUAAGGGUAAGGAAGUACAUGAAAUAAUAAGAUGUCAAGGAAUUAAACAUAAUCAAUUUAUUCUGAACGGGUUAGUGGACAUGUAUGCAAAGUGUGGGGAUAUAACUAGUGCAAGAUUACUUUUUGAAAGCAUGGUACACAGAAAUAAUGCAUGUUGGAAUUCGAUGAUAUCAGGUUUGGCAAUUCAUGGACAGUGCAAGGAGGCUAUUGACUUCUUUGGCAGAAUGGAACAAUCUGACGAGAAGCCCAAUAGUAUAAGUUUUCUAUCUGUUUUAUCUGCCUGUGCACAUGGGGGAUAUGUGGAAAAAGGUUUAGAGUUUUUCUCCAAGUUGAGGAAAUAUGAAAUAGCAGCCAGCAUCAAGCACUAUGGUUGUUUGAUAGAUCUUCUGGGUCGGGCGGGAAAACUGAAAGAGGCUUAUGAUUUGAUCAGGGAGAUGCCAAUGAGACCAAAUGAUACAGUUUGGGGUGCUCUGCUAGGAGCAUGCCGUAUUCACUCAGACAUGGACAUGGCAGAUCGUAUUCUGGAAGAGGUUCGCAGUUCAGAUUCUGAUUUAUGCUCAAGUGAUGAUUCACAUUAUGUGCUCUUCUCAAAUAUAUUUGCAGCUUCUGAAAGAUGGGAGAAUGCAGAAAGGAUGAGGAUAGUCAUAUCAAGAAAAGGAAUUCAAAAGACACCUGGAAGCAGUUCAGUUAUGCUCGAGCACCUUUAAGCCACGUUGUUCAGUGAUUGUUUGGACCAACAUAUAGUUGCGAUUCCAUUAAUUUGAAGAAUCUUUUAACAGUAAAGCAUGAAUCAUAAGUGACAUCUUCUCCACCAAAUGUAUGAUCAGCUACUACAUGAGUUUCCCUUGCUAGAGCAUGGGCAACUGCAUUUGCAGACGGUCUUACAAAAACAAUAAUAACAUUGUUCAACUCAGCCAUAAGUAAUUUGCAGGCCUGGAGAUAUCACCAAAGUAUGAAGACAUGGCUAGGGGACUUCUAAUUGCUUUCAAAGCUACAAGACAGUCUGUUUCAACGACCACUUUUCCCCGUGAUUUUUGUUUAAUAAAACUCAAGGCCUCUUUAUACCAGUUGCUUCUGCCUCAUCGGGUGCAAUUCUUCCCAUUCGACAAAAAUUCUUAGCCUCAAUCAGUCCUUCAUACUCAUCACGAGCCACACAGCUGAAACUUGAGACUUGAGAUCUGCGCAAAAUCUGUCCUUGACCUAUAUUGCUUUUGCACCAUCUUACUAAACCUUUUUACUUGAGAUCCACAUUAUUAUGUUGUUCUGUUAACUAUACAUUUGUGCCUAAUACGUUGUGUUCUCGCAACUAACAUCAAUGUGAACCAGCUAUGAAAGACCUGCUAUCUGAAGUUGCUGUAAGACUAUUGCUUUUAGUCAUUACAGGUGGUCCAUUAGCUUUCUGAACCAUUGGCAUGGACUAUUUCCUCUGUUAAAAUUGCCAGCUCCAAACCAGGUCCAUCUCCCCCGCCACUCUCAUAUGCACUUUGGCUGGAAUGGUAAUCUUGCUCAGGUCGACUCCCAGUAUCCUUGCUUCUAUUCUGCCGUAGUUGCUAGAUCAUGUGUUGCAAAACUUGAUAGCUGUGAGGUAAAAUAUUUCUACUAAAGAAAAGCUUUUGUCACUUGGAUACUACUGCGGCUGCAGUACAUGAGAUUUUGGAAGCCACAAAUUAGCAAGUUCAGCAAGCUAGAACCAACCUGUAAUUGCUGCUGAUUAUUCUAAAUGUAAAUGUAUCCAUUGCUAGAUGUAUAGUUUGAUGUUAACAGCUUUUGUGUUUUAUAAUAUGUGUGUGUGUAAUUGUAUUGAGAAUAAGAAAGAUAUUUCUGAUA
Messenger RNA from Daucus carota subsp. sativus, 3044 nucleotides. Its product is annotated as pentatricopeptide repeat-containing protein At3g21470. Lineage: Eukaryota; Viridiplantae; Streptophyta; Magnoliopsida; Apiales; Apiaceae. Gene Ontology annotation, molecular function: protein binding. The coding region runs from base 323 to 1924 and encodes 533 amino acids. The record is from RefSeq and is a predicted model, not a curated record. The transcript is spliced from 2 exons.